UUUAUAAAAUGACAUGACCCCCAUGUUAUCUUUUACCCUAUAAAGACAUAAUAUUCUUUCUAGUUUCAUCAUGGGUCUUUAUUCAUUGGUGAUUUAAUUAAGAUAUUGGUGAACAUCAUUAAAUUCUGCUAGCUCUUAAUGGUAUUGUUCUAAGUUCCUAGAACAUGGGAUUUGUGGAGAAAAAGGAUGUUGACAACUGUGGAGCAGAUUCAGAGGUUGAAGAUUCAGAUGAGGUGGUAUGCAUUUCUAAGAACAUGAGCACGACUUCGUUAUGUGUAACUGAAGAUGAUGAUGAAGAAGUUCAAGGGGAGAUACAAAUCGGCCCUCGACGCACCCUUAAAGAACAAUAUGAAGCAGACAAGGAUGAUGAGAGCUUGAUGAGAUGGAAAGCACAACUUCUUGGAGCUGUGGACAUCAACUCAGUUGCCGAAACACUAGACCCAGAAGUCAAGAUCUUAAGCCUUGCUAUUGUAUCACCUGGUAGAGAGGAUUUGCUUCUUCCUAUUCCGGAUAGCGGUAAAGUUAAAGGAACAUGGUUUACGCUGAAAGAAGGAAGUCGUUACGCGAUCAAAUUCACUUUCCAAGUUGGUAACAACAUUGUGUCUGGUCUCAAGUACACCAAUACAGUCUGGAAAACUGGUCUCAAAGUUGACAAAACCAAAGAAAUGAUUGGCACUUUCAGUCCUCAACAAGAGCUUUAUACCCAUGAAAUUCCAGAAGAUACCACUCCAUCUGGGAUACUUGCUAGAGGAUCAUAUUCAGCGAAAACUAAGUUUCUUGAUGAUGAUAAUAAGUGUUACUUGGAGUUGAAUUAUACGUUUGAUAUAAGGAAAGACUGGCAAUCAUCUUGAAGUCUUCAGAUCCCAGAUAUAUUCUUAAGUUGAUCAUAAUGUCAUUUUUCCAUUUUUGAAUGUUUUUUUUUUCACAAAAAAAAAAAAAAAAAAAAAAAAAAACGGAAUAUCCAAAACAUUAAGGUUGUGGUUUGUAUCUACUUGAUGAAUACCUUGUUAUAUAUACUCAGAAUCAUCAGAUAGAUGUUAAUUCAUUUGUUCUUAUGAAUUUAAUUCGAGAAACCUGGUUUUUCUUUUUCUAAA
This is a messenger RNA of Helianthus annuus (common sunflower), 1094 nucleotides long. RefSeq names its product rho GDP-dissociation inhibitor 1. Gene Ontology annotation, cellular component: cytosol; membrane; cytoplasm. NCBI's taxonomy places the organism in Eukaryota, Viridiplantae, Streptophyta, Magnoliopsida, Asterales, Asteraceae. Gene Ontology annotation, biological process: Rho protein signal transduction. The coding region runs from base 165 to 851 and encodes 228 amino acids. Gene Ontology annotation, molecular function: protein binding; Rho GDP-dissociation inhibitor activity. The record is from RefSeq and is a predicted model, not a curated record. The transcript is spliced from 5 exons.